Protopterus annectens (West African lungfish) is the source of this 654-nucleotide messenger RNA. RefSeq names its product breast cancer type 2 susceptibility protein homolog. NCBI's taxonomy places the organism in Eukaryota, Metazoa, Chordata, Ceratodontiformes, Protopteridae. The transcript has 4 exons. Bases 1 to 654 code for a protein of 217 amino acids. The record is from RefSeq and is a predicted model, not a curated record.
AUGGAGUGGUCCCGAAAUAUGCAAGGAGAUGACCAACAGCAGAGCAACACUGCAGAGGAACCACCAAUGAAAAGGCAGUUGCUAUCAGAAUUUAACAGAACACUUGGUCUGAAGUCAUCAGUCAGCACUCCAGAUGGUACUCUAAAAGACCGAAGAAAGUUUAUAUACAGAGUUCCUCUGAAGCCAAUGACCACUAGUCCUUUUAAGGCCUCAUCUUUUGAAGCUCAGAAGACCAGUCUGGUGGAUAUGCAGUCUAAACCAGUUAGUGCGUUUCUUCCUCCUUUUAAAACAAAGUCAAACACUUUAGUUCCUGUGCAGAUAAUGACUGAGAACUCCCAUGUGAAUAGUGUUGUACAAGAUACUGUUGAAGAAAAAUGUGAUGGACUGAGUGACAUACCACAAAAAGAAGGAAAUUUGAAGAAAGCUGAAAAUGACUUUGCCAAACCGGAUGCAGAAAUCACUGAGGAAUUCAAGGAUACUUCAGGUAUUUAUUUUUGUUUUAUCUUAACAGACUAUAUAAUCCAGCAGACAAUGACUUUUACAACAAACCAGUUGAAUUGUAUUACAGUUUUGGAUUCUGCCAUUACUGUGGUCGUGACUGCAGGUAAACAAGGAGCAGACAUUUAUUUUAGUCUGCAUUUAGUAGACCCAUAA